AUGGCGUCUCCGGGAGCUCUGGAGCCGGCGCCCGCCAGCGUCCCGGCCACCAAGCUGGAGCUCACCGUCUCCUGCAGGAACUUGCUGGACAUGGACACCUUCUCCAAGUCUGACCCUGUAGUGGUUCUGUUUGUCCAGGGGAGCGGCAGCAAGGAGUGGAGGGAGUUUGGACGCACCGAAGUGAUUGACAACACCCUGAACCCCGAUUUCGUCCGCAAGUUCGUCCUUGAUUAUUUCUUUGAGGAGAAGCAGAACCUGCGCUUUGAUGUCUAUAACGUGGAUUCCAAGAGCUGCAACAUCUCUAAACACAAGGACUUUCUGGGCCAGGCAUUUGUGGCGCUGGGCGAAGUGAUUGGAUCCCAGCGGAGCCGCUUGGAGAGACCCCUCACGGGGGUCCCAGGUAAGAAGUGUGGGACCAUCCUGCUGUCAGCUGAGGAGCUCAGCAACUGCCGGGACAUUGUCACGAUGCAGCUCUGUGCCAACAAGCUGGACAAGAAGGACUUCUUUGGGAAAUCCGACCCUUUCCUCGUCUUCUACCGCAGCAAUGAGGACGGCACGUUCACGAUUUGCCACAAGACAGAAGUAGUGAAAAAUACACUCAACCCUGUAUGGCAGCCCUUCUCCAUCCCUGUGCGAGCCUUGUGCAACGGGGACUAUGACAGGACAGUGAAGAUAGACGUGUACGACUGGGACCGGGAUGGAAGCCACGAUUUCAUUGGGGAGUUUGCCACGAGCUACCGGGAGCUUUCCCGUGCUCAGAGCCAGUUCACAGUCUACGAGGUGUUAAAUCCAAAGAAGAAAUGCAAGAAGAAGAAAUACAUCAACUCUGGAACGGUGACCCUUCUCUCCUUUGCUGUGGAGUCCGAGUUCACCUUUGUGGAUUACAUCCGAGGCGGGACACAGCUGAAUUUCACAGUUGCCAUUGAUUUCACGGCCUCCAACGGGAUCCCAUCGCAGCCCACCUCCCUGCACUACAUGAGCCCGUACCAGCUGAGCGCCUACGCCAUGGCACUGAAGGCCGUCGGCGAGAUCAUCCAGGACUACGACAGUGACAAGCUUUUCCCCGCCUACGGUUUUGGUGCCAAGAUCCCACCUGACGGCAGCAUUUCCCAUCAGUUCCCCCUGAACAGCGACGUGGAGAACCCAAGCUGCGUGGGGAUUGAUGGCGUCCUGGAGUCCUACUUCCAGAGCCUGCGCACGGUGCAGCUGUAUGGGCCCACCAACUUUGCCCCCGUCAUCAACCAGGUGGCCCGCUUGGCUGCUCAGGUGACGGACGGAUCGCAGUACUACGUCUUGCUCAUUGUCACCGACGGCGUCAUCUCAGACAUGAUGCAGACCAAGGAGGCCAUCGUCAAUGCCUCUGCCCUGCCCAUGUCCAUCAUCAUCGUGGGAGUGGGCCCAGCAGAGUUUGAUGCCAUGGAAGAACUGGAUGGAGAUGAUGUGCGGGUCUCCUCCAGGGGGCGCAAUGCAGAGCGGGACAUUGUGCAGUUCGUGCCAUUCCGGGAUUACAUGGAUCACUCUGGGAACCAGGUGCUGAGCAUGGCGCGCCUGGCCAAGGACGUGCUGGCCGAGAUCCCGGAGCAGCUGCUUUCCUACAUGAAGAGUCACGACAUCAAGCCCCGCCAUACUGACCCACAGUAGCUCCUCCUCUGUGCAGCCCAAGCCAAUCAGACACUGCUGCUCCUGCCAGGCCUGAGGCUGCACCCCCCAGCAUGCGCCCACCUGAGUUGAGCUGGUUGUCGCCCCCUGGAUGCAGCCCCGGAGGCUGGCUCGGCCCUCAGGGCUGGCACUGUGCCUCUGUCUGGGGGAGGGCCGCUGCUGACCUGGGCUCCCUUCCCUGCCAGCUGCAGGCAGCCCAGGAGCCUGGGAGCAGAGCAGGGUCAGAGGUGUUCAGCAGUGUCUUGUCAGGCCCCCCCCCCACUGGCCCAAUAAGGGGGCGCGGAGCCCUGCCCUGUCCAGAUCCUGCCAAUAAAGCUU
Messenger RNA from Chelonoidis abingdonii (Abingdon island giant tortoise), 1977 nucleotides. NCBI's taxonomy places the organism in Eukaryota, Metazoa, Chordata, Testudines, Testudinidae. The record is from RefSeq and is a predicted model, not a curated record.